UGUCGAGCCGACGCCGCUAACCAUGGCACACAAGGAACUGGAGUACGCCGAGCCGAGAGAGAUGGAGGAGGGCAGCUCGCGCCGCCGUCGGCCCCAGUCGGAGGUGGUCAUGGGCAGCAACACCGCCGACUCAUCCCUCGACUGUUUCUCGGCUCUGAUCAUCGGCCUCUCGUACCUGCUGUUCAUCGUCACGUCGCCGCUGACCGUGUGGAUGUGCAUCAAGAUCGUGCAGGAGUACGAGCGGGCGGUGAUCUUCCGGCUGGGCCGGCUGCGGAGCGGCGGCGCCGUCGGCCCCGGCUGGUUCUUCGUGCUGCCCUGCAUUGACACGUACGCCAAGGUGGACCUGCGCAGCGUGUCGUUCGACGUGCCGCCGCAGGAGAUCCUCACCAAGGACUCGGUCACCGUGGCCGUGGACGCCGUCGUCUACUACCGCGUCUCCAACCCGGCCGUGUCCGUUACCAAUGUGGAGAACUACUCGCGCAACACGCAGCUGCUGGCCGCCACCACGCUGCGUAACGCACUCGGCACGCGCACACUGGCCGAGAUCUUGUGCGAGCGCGAAGAGAUCUCGCUGCACAUGCAGGAGACCCUGGACGACGCUACCGAUCCGUGGGGCGUCAGGGUGGAGCGGGUGGAGAUCAAGGACGUGCGCCUGCCGAUGCAGCUGCAGCGCGCCAUGGCAGCAGAGGCCGAGGCCAGUCGCGAGGCCAAGGCCAAGGUGAUCGCCGCCGAGGGCGAGAUGCGCGCCUCGCGCUCUCUGAAGGAGGCGGCUGACGUCAUCAAUGAGAGUCCAGCUGCGCUGCAGCUGCGGUACCUGCAGACACUGAACACCAUCUCGGCCGAGAAGAAUUCCACUAUCGUUUUUCCCCUGCCGAUGGACAUACUGGGGCCGCUGAUGACGAGCAAGUAGCGCGCAGGCGGUGACUCCGGUGAUGAUCGUUGCCUGAACUCGUUAGGGGGCGGCCGUGGCCAGCGUGACACCAACGCCCCUGGCGGCAGCGUUUGAACUACUGCCGCAGUAGAUGACGGCAAGCUUCGGGGCCUAAUUUUGUAAACCCGGACGAUUGCUUUAGACAGCGUAAAUACAACUGAAAACCCGU
This is a messenger RNA of Pollicipes pollicipes, 1100 nucleotides long. RefSeq names its product band 7 protein AGAP004871. Gene Ontology annotation, cellular component: plasma membrane. NCBI's taxonomy places the organism in Eukaryota, Metazoa, Arthropoda, Thecostraca, Pollicipedomorpha, Pollicipedidae. The transcript has a single exon. The coding region runs from base 23 to 910 and encodes 295 amino acids. The record is from RefSeq and is a predicted model, not a curated record.